AGUCAGUCACCCUGAGCCUUCUUCCCACUUCUUUUAAAUUUUGAAAUAAACCCCCAAACCCUCCAUAAGCGCGCUUAAGCUCAGAUCUUUAAAUACUCUCUCUCUCUCUCUCUCUCUCUCCAGCCUCUGUUCUUUCAAAGCCAGGUUAUUCCUCCAAGCCCACAUUCAAUUUUGCAACUUGAAUGGAUUCUCUCCCGGAUGCCAUUGUUCAACAAAUCUUAUCGCACAUCAACAAUGCCAGGGAUGUGGUAGCUUGCAACUCUGUAUCUAAGCGGUGGAAAGACUCAAUGCCUUAUAUUCGCAGCCUUUACUUCCCGCGGAACUCGUUUGACAAUCAUACUGGCACGGACAAGCCUGACAACAUUGUGUGGAAGAUGAUAUCAUCAAUUGUUCAACUAGAGGAGCUUGUCGUGUAUAGCCCAUUUUCUGGUGCUGGCCUUGCUUCGUGGCUUUCACUUGUAGGUCCAUCCCUCCGGCAUCUUGAGCUUCGAAUGGAUAACCUUGUUGAAAAUCCUACCUGUAAUGAGAGCCCCUCAAAACUGAGUUGCAUUGGCGCUGCAAAGAAUUUGGAAUCACUAAAACUUUGGGGAGUGUUAAUGACCCAUUCUCCCAAGUGGGAUGUCUACCAAAACCUUUGGAACCUUGAAAUUGUUGGUGCAAGAAUGGAGGAUCCUGCAUUAACUGAUGCAAUUCAUGCAUGUCCCAAUCUGACCAACUUGUUGCUGCUUGGCUGCGAAGGGGUUAGGUCAGUCUCGAUUGACCUGCCACAUUUGCGGCAGUGUAAGCUGGAUUUUUAUGGCGUGGGUAACUGCUCGCUUUCUCUCACAUCCCCCAAAAUUGAAGUUCUUGAGGUUCAAGGUUGUAGUUGGAUCAGGGUUCGUGAGACAAACCACUUGAAGAAUCUUUCAAUUGCAAAUAAUGCGGGGAGAGUCUACAUGGUGGACUUCGGAAAACUUGAGGCUCUUGAGUUCUUGUCCAUCAGGGGAGUCCAGUGGUGUUGGGAUGCCAUAGUCAAUAUGCUUAAAUGGGCAAGCGAGGUGAAGCAUCUCUACAUGAAGAUCGAAUUCACUGGGGAUUUUGAGGCCCUUCAGCCCUUUCCAGAGAUUGACUUCGUCGAAUUUUUUAACGGUCACCCCAAACUGCAGAAGUUUGACGUCCACGGUGCCAUGUUUGCUGCUCUUUGCCAGAAGAACAGCCUGAAAUAUGCUGAUUCAGGAUUUGUAAUUCCAUGUCUGGAGGAGGUGGUGGUCACGGUGCGAUCACCACUAAAUGCUGAGCAGAAAAUGAGUACUCUUGAAUCCUUCUUGAAGUAUGGGAAGAAUUUGAAGACGCUGGUACUAAAAAUUCUGCAGAUGAAGAGCAGUCAUAGCAGUGCAGAUGAUUUCUUUGAUGAGAUCUGCAGGUUUACAUACAUGAACCGCAAGAUAGUUCGAAUACAAUAAAAUUUGUUGGGGUCCAUUCUUCUCUAAUUUCCGCAUUUUAACUCAGAUGACAAGAACUUGCUCUCUGAUUACUUCUUGACUUCUGAUCUAAUUAGAACUUUGAUCAUUCUUUAACAAUUUAAUUCAUAGCGUUGGUUGUUUACUUA
This is a messenger RNA of Carya illinoinensis, 1588 nucleotides long. Its product is annotated as F-box protein At1g10780-like. Bases 183 to 1442 code for a protein of 419 amino acids. Gene Ontology annotation, molecular function: protein binding. The record is from RefSeq and is a predicted model, not a curated record. NCBI's taxonomy places the organism in Eukaryota, Viridiplantae, Streptophyta, Magnoliopsida, Fagales, Juglandaceae. The transcript is spliced from 4 exons.